Drosophila virilis is the source of this 2250-nucleotide messenger RNA. RefSeq lists its product as uncharacterized. The record is from RefSeq and is a predicted model, not a curated record. Gene Ontology annotation, cellular component: membrane. Gene Ontology annotation, molecular function: monocarboxylic acid transmembrane transporter activity. Lineage: Eukaryota; Metazoa; Arthropoda; Insecta; Diptera; Drosophilidae. Gene Ontology annotation, biological process: transmembrane transport.
GAUGUCGAACGUUCAUCGGUUUUUAGUUUGUUUGAGCAGCUAAUAGCGUCGCGACCGAGAACCGAGAACCGAGAACCGAGUCGCGAGCCGUUGGCCAUUUGCAGCUGGAGAGGGUCACUUAUUAGCAACGUGCCAAUUGGACAAUUCCAAUUGGGAUUCGAACAUCUGGGUCCCGCUAACGGAUCGCGCUCGCGACCGCCAAUGACAAGUGAGCCAAAAGGGCGCUGACCAGCCGCAUCCCAAUCCCAAUCCCAAGGUCGGCGCAGUCGUUAAUAUGGUGCCAGAGGAAAAGAAGGUUUAUGGGGAUACGACACAGCCGCUGCCGAAGCGUGGCCAGGGCUACUAUAACCGCAAGGACAAGAGCGAUCUGGGCGAGCAUUUUGUGGCGCCCGAUGGCGGCUGGGCGUGGCUGGUGUGCGUAGCCGCCGGCUUAUCGAAUCUGUCACUGUAUCCCUGCCUGCAACAGUUCGGCUUCAUGUUUCGCGAGCGACUCAUCGAUCUGGGCAUGUCCAGCUCACAGGUGACAGCCAUAAUCAAUACGAAUCCAGCGGUAUCCGCUUGCACGGGCCUACUAAAUGGCCCCAUGUUCCGGCGGUUCACAUUUCGCCAGGUGGCCAUGGCGGGCGCUCUACUCUGCUUCAGCGGCAUUGUCCUGACCGCGUUCUGUGAGACAUUCGCCGGCUACAUAUUCGCCUAUGCAUUGCUCUAUGGCUUUGGCAUGGGCAUCAGCGUGUCAGCCUCCUCGCUGGCCAUCAACACGUACUUUCAACAGAAGCGACGACGCGCCGCUGGCUUCUCAUGGACCAUCACUGGCCUGGGCCCGAUCUUUCUGCCCUAUCUGGUCACGUUUCUGCUGGGCGUCUACGAUGUGCAGGGCACGGUGCUGCUCUUUGCGGCCAUCUCGCUGCACGCCUUUGUCAGUGCGCUCAUCUAUCAGCCGGUGCGAUAUCACCUGGCACCGAGUACCGCAGCGACAGCAGCGGCGGAAGCGUCUCUCAUGCAGCUGGAGCAACAGCCGGAGAUACUGUGCGCCCAUUGUGCGCUGCAGCGCAAGCGAGAGCCGGGCGGCAUCUUCUCCAGCCAGUACCUGUACCAGGAUGACGAUGCUCAGCGGCCGGGUUACGAGAUCAUUGAGCCGGGCACGCCCAUGUUGUCGCGCGCCAAUGAUGGCUGGUAUGGCUCCAAGUUGUCGCUAAGCUCUGGACGCAUGCGCUUUCGCACAGUGUCUAGCUCCAAGGAUCUGGAGCAUAUGCAGCGGCUGCAUCGCCCCAUCAAUGAGGAACAUCAACAGCAGCAGGAAGAGGAGUUCCUGCGACCCAAUAACUUUAGGCGGGAGCGCGAAGAGUCCAUUCUGGAGUCGAAGCUUUGCUGCAGCUGUGCUGAGCAGCGGGCACUCUACGCUUCCCUCCAAACGGAGCCGCCGGAGCACAACAACAACAACGAAGCGGAGAGCCUUAAUCCGGACAAGAUGACCUUUGUACAAAAGCUGGUCACCUUCUUCGAUUUGGAUCUGCUGCGCGAUAUAACAUUUGUGAACCUGGUCGCCGGACUGACGGUCAUCAAUUUUGGAGAGCUCAACUUUUCCAUUCUAACGCCGUUUAUCCUGACGGACUUUGGAUUUGAUACCUCACAGAUCACAGUGGCCAUGUCGUUGAUGGCCGGCAUGGAUAUAACCAUGAGAUUUCUGGUGCCGUUCAUCACAGAGAAGAUGUCCUGGGAUAAUCGCGUAUUCUUUCUUAUUGGCGUCGUUGGCAUCGCCAUUGGACGCAGCGUCGUUGCCUGCACCAGAUCCUAUAUGGUUAUAUUGGCCUGCUUUGUGUGGAUUGGCCUGUGCAAGGGCGUACGCACCAUAUUCUGGCCACUUAUCAUACCCGGCUAUGUGCCGUUAAAUCGCCUGCCAGGCGCCUCUGGACUCCAGUUGCUCAUCUCGGGACUGUUCACGCUCUUCUGCGGUCCCUUUGUGGGUCUUGUGCGGGAUCGUUACAACUACUCCGUGACGCUGCACUGCCUUGACGCUUUGUCGUUUGCUGCUGCUGCCGCCUGGGCCCUAGAGGCGCUGCUGCGACGACACAGACGCAAGACGCUCAGUUGAUCAAGUGACCCACUCAGAUAUACAUGCAUAUAUCAUUAGACUCACAUCUAAUUUUUUUUUUUUUUUUUUUGUAGUUCUAAGCUAUAUUAUAUACAACUGUACUUAUUAUUAAACAGACAUACACCUACUAUAUACACGCAUGUAGUCACGAAGUACAA